GGUUCCUGCCUUCCGGAGGUACAAUCUUUUUUCAUCCCGUACCGUAAGGAUUUUCUGUUUGAGAUCUUCCUUUCUCGAAUCUCGGGAAGGUUUCUUCGCCCUUUUCGAAUGCAAAAGGAAAAACCCAAAAAUUAUUUCAUUCUGCYYAUUCUCACAAAAUUAAUUUCACUUUUCURAAAUUUGAGAACCAACAUGAAAUUUGCAACGUCCAUUGUCGCCGCCCUCGCCACUACAGGUGCCGCAUUCACCGCGAUUCCAAACAAGAAGGUGAGUACAGUUAUGUAUAUUUGUUCAUAGAGGUAUGAUUGCGUAUUAGRUGUGAACCACUCGAAAUUGCUUUCGACGAAUCGAAUGACMAAUGACCGCAUCGACGGGGAAUGUUUUCUAACUUAUUCGUUCUUCAACUUUAGGUUUCUACCGCAGGAUUUGGCKUGAAGCACCAGAAUCCGCUCUAUGCAUCGAGUACCUCAGACUCCAUCAGCAGCCUUACGGCGGAGAGCCCAUCUGAAGUCCUUUCUCGAGUCAAAAAUACUGGGCUCACGUUGACCAACCCCAACGACUUGUACUGGAUGGUCGACUUCUGCAAGGAAAAAUACUACAACAAAGGCGACUACUACUACCCCAUCAAGACCGUGUGUGAUGGUGAGAGUAUCGACGUSAAGUUUUAUUGCCCAUUCGAGCCCARCCUCAGCCCUCAUUAUCUCGAGCUCUACGGCUCCCGCGAUCAGCGUGCYUCGAUGUAUGAGACAACCAUGGAAAAAUAYAACCGCAUCAACUGCGAAAAAACCUCUGCAAUUUGCACMCCUUACUCCAGUUAUGGCGACACCCAGAUUGUCGCAUACUUUUACUCUAUGAUGUAUUACAUCAAUGAUCAAACCGCCCAUCUCAAACUACCCGAGAAUCAGAUUGAAGCGGAKCUCGUCGACAUUUUGAACGACGACAUUUUGAUUUACUUGAACGAGUUUCUUUCUAUCUUCGAACCYAAGAAUGACGAAGACUUGGAACGUAUUUGGGACUUCUUGGAUUUCUAUCAGCCAUAUUACAACAAGGUUGACGGCAAGAUUGUCUUGGACGAGAAAUACCAARUCAGAACCCCAUCUCAGAUGCCCCUAAUCAAGACAAUCUGYGAGUACAUCUCGGAAAAYUUUGCMARCGAAAAGAAUAUCACCCAAGUGAUUUGGGAGGUUAUCCGGUACAUCAAGGGAGURAAGGACGAAAUUCACAUCAGAGGCGACAAGAGUUUCACUCUGUCCCUUCAAGAGUACGAYGACUUCCGUGACAAGGUUACUGCRAGUCCAAUGGCGCAYGCUGUGUCCGAUUUGACGCACGAGCGCUUUACCUACAAGGCAUACACCAACCCACUUUUYAUGGAGUUGGAGRACAGGUGUUCCGAGAUCAUCACAUACUUCAACGAUGUGUGCACAAGCGAYAGAGAGCGAUUGGAUGAAGAUCCCUUCAACUCGGUCUUCAUUCUCAUGGAUCUUGACCCCAGUUUGAAUUUCGCAAAAUCCUGCGAUCUCGUGGUUCARCAUGCCYAYGACAAGAUGCAGGCAUUCUUGAAGCUCAAGGAUGAAAUUCUCGAAUCGGCCUCGGACGAAGAAGAACGUUUGGCACUUGCUCAGAUGAUCAAGACYAGAGAAGAUUCCUUGAUUGGAUAUGUGUUGCAUGAAGUCUGCUGUGUCGAAGAGGGSUAUGCUCGUGAUCACAAGCCUUUGAUGAAAGCGUUUUUGGAGGAGGAAUUGGCCAAGUCGCUCUCCGAAAAGGUAUAAAGCGUAAAUUUUUCGCAUCGACUACCGUACAACCAGCGCAGAACCCGAGUGUACAUCGCGACCAAACGGAGAACCAAAAACGAACAAAAAAUGAAGAUUGUUUAGUUUCUACUUCAAUUUCGUGGAUGUCGAAUAAAACCAUAUCCUUUUAGACCUUCGGACGAAUUUUAAAACACAUAAAUCAGAAUAAUUUAACCGAAACCGU
Molecule: messenger RNA, 1974 nt
Organism: Pseudo-nitzschia multistriata
Lineage: Eukaryota; Bacillariophyta; Bacillariophyceae; Bacillariales; Bacillariaceae
Source: the annotation of a GenBank genome assembly